AUGAGUUUCUAUUUCUUCUGUUUAAUAUCUGAUAGUUCUACUUCUCGGGGAUUUCAGGUUAUCCUAGCCAGUGCCAUACUCUUGGUGGCCGCAGCGCGCCCUCAACAUGGCGGCUAUGAGCACGCGUCCUCUUCACAAAGCCUAUUGCUGCACCACAGCGAGAAUGAGCAGCGCACCCAGCACAACCAGCAGGUGUACCAGCAGCGCGGCCAACAAGAGCAUCACGAGCACGAGGACUACUACGCGCAUCCAAAGUACGCGUACGAGUACUCGGUACAGGACCCGCAUACCGGAGACCACAAGAGCCAGCACGAGACCCGCGACGGCGACGUCGUGAAGGGCUUCUACUCGCUGCACGAAGCGGACGGCACCGUGCGCAUCGUCGAGUACGAAGUUGACAAACACAGCGGGUUCAACGCUGUAGUGAGACGCGAGGGCCACGCUAAGCACAUUGUCCCUGAACAGAAUCAGCAUUAA
Chilo suppressalis (striped riceborer) is the source of this 477-nucleotide messenger RNA. Lineage: Eukaryota; Metazoa; Arthropoda; Insecta; Lepidoptera; Crambidae. The record is from the annotation of a GenBank genome assembly.